Messenger RNA from Acanthochromis polyacanthus (spiny chromis), 2120 nucleotides. RefSeq names its product ALG11 alpha-1,2-mannosyltransferase (gene alg11). Gene Ontology annotation, molecular function: GDP-Man:Man(3)GlcNAc(2)-PP-Dol alpha-1,2-mannosyltransferase activity. The record is from RefSeq and is a predicted model, not a curated record. Bases 105 to 1592 code for a protein of 495 amino acids. Gene Ontology annotation, biological process: protein N-linked glycosylation. Lineage: Eukaryota; Metazoa; Chordata; Actinopteri; Pomacentridae. Gene Ontology annotation, cellular component: endoplasmic reticulum membrane. The transcript has 5 exons.
CCGCUCUGUAGGUGGCGACACAUGAAUGGAAACGAACCUUGUUGGAUAAAAGACACGGGAAGAAAGAGACUGUUGUGGUGUGUUGUUGAAUUGCUGUUGUCAAAAUGUCAGGCCACGAUCAGCUGGUCCUCUGUUUGUGUGAAAUAACAAGGUUGUUGUGGAAGCUGCUCCUGCCGCUCGUGUUUCUCUGCUUGCUGCUGAUCGCCGUCCUGGUUCUGCUGGUGCUGGCAGUGCGUUUCUGGCUGCAGAGCAACAGGAACGCUCGGCGGGUGAGGGACGGCCGUCUGUCCGUGGCCUUCUUUCAUCCUUACUGCAACGCCGGCGGUGGGGGAGAAAGGGUGCUCUGGUGUGCCAUCAGGGCGCUACAGACCAGGUAUCCAGACAUCAACUUCGUUGUGUACACGGGGGACCUGGGUGUCACCGGCCACCAGAUCCUGGAGGGAGCUCGGCGUCGUUUCAACAUCGUCCUCCCCCGGCCGGUCCAGUUUGUUUUCCUGAGGCACCGGCUGCUCGUGGAGCCCGGCCUGUUUCCUCACUUCACCCUGCUGGGGCAGAGCGUGGGCUCCAUCUUCCUGGGAUGGGAGGCGCUGACGGAGUUCGUCCCGGACCUUUACAUCGACUCCAUGGGUUACGCCUUCACUCUGCCCCUGUUCCGCUACCUGGGAGGCUGCAGCGUGGGGAGCUACGUCCACUACCCCACCAUCAGCACCGACAUGCUGUCAGUGGUGAGAGAGAGGAACCCCAGGUUCAACAACCCGGACUACGUCACCAACAGUCUGUUCCUGAGUGCCUUUAAGGUGGUCUACUACUGCCUCUUUGCCCUGCUCUACGGCAUGGCCGGCUCCUGCAGCGACCUCAUCAUGGUCAACUCCUCCUGGACCCUCGAUCACAUCCUGUCGCUGUGGCGCUCUCCCAACCGCACCAGCGUCAUCUACCCGCCCUGCGACGUCAGCGCCUUCCUGGACAUCCCGCUGGAGGAGGACGGGGACAAAAAGUGCCACUCCAUCGUUUCCAUCGGGCAGUUCAGGCCGGAGAAGGACCACCGGCUGCAGAUCCGAGCCUUCAAGAAGGUUCUGGACAGGAGGAGGGACGGAGCGGCAGGCAGACAGGCGCUGAAGCUGGUUCUGAUCGGUGGAUGCAGGAACCAGGAAGACGAGGACAGGGUGCUGAUGCUGAGGGGUUUGUGCCAGGAGCUGGGCGUAGCCGACAGGGUGGAGUUUAAGCUGAACGUACCGUUUGAGGAGCUCAAGAGGGAGAUGGGAGAAGCGACGAUAGGACUGCACACCAUGUGGAACGAACACUUUGGAAUAGGUGUUGUGGAGUGCAUGGCAGCAGGAAAGGUCAUCCUCGCCCACAAGUCCGGCGGUCCCAAACUGGACAUCGUUGUCCCUUAUGAAGGCGGUCAGACCGGCUUCCUGGCUUACGAUGAGGACAGCUACGCAGAGGCGAUAGAAAGGAUCCUUUCUCUGCCGCCCGCAAGCCGCCUGCAGAUCAGACGAAACGCUCGUCAGUCUGUGGCUCGAUUCUCAGAUCAGGAGUUUGAAGUGUGCUUCCUGGCAGCCAUGGAGCCUCUGAUGGGAACACUGGAAUGAGGAGGAGGCUCUUUAAGCGCGUUUGUGAAUGUUGUGUUGAUAUCUGAGACUUUGCUUUGACGCACUUACAGCUGCAUUUACCCUUCAGGACUGCGACAGAAUGUGAUCAUACUCACACGGUCGUACCAGGAUUUGUCCUAAAAGCAGAAAAGACGCAGAAUACAAUUCAAAAUCAGAUCAAAUGGAGUAAAAUGUGAGUGAAUGCAGCUGUAGUUCUGUGUUUGGAGUUAUUUUUUAGAACACAUUCCUCCUCUGUUGGUAGUUUUGUUCAAACAGUGUGGACUAUAUCGGGAACAAAUGAUCUUUAAUUGAAAAAUGUGCAGUAAACUACUGUAAAUACAAAAGAUACUAAACAUAUUUAUUGUUUACAAGAGCUAGAAUUCUCUCUUUAUGCCCAAAAUGUGAAGUAUUUUUGAUAAGAUACAGUAAGUGGAAGGGGUUUUUUGCAUUUAUGUAAUUGUUUAGAAGAAAGAAGAAUCAAUUUGUGUGCUUGUAAAUAAACUGUAAUGCACUGGGUUAAAGGAAAAA